GACGAACAUUGGCGACCAGAACAUUGAGAAAGUGCUCGUGCCGCCGCGCUAGAUUUCGCUGUGUCCUCACAUGCAGCUAGAUAUCUCUAGUGAAUCUGUAGAUCCAAAGACGGCUUCAGUAACCAAAUGCCAUGAAAAAUCAAUGGUGAGUGUUGCCGACUAGGAAUCGCAGAUGAGAGAAUAUCAGAUGCUCAAAGCAGGAGAAAUUCUAUAAAGACUCCCUCCUCUCCCACCUCAAGUCAAGUUCUAACCUCAUCAUCAAGAUCACAUCUUCCUCCUCCACAAAGCAAACCAAAACCAACCAGCACUCGCUUAGGCAACAUCUCACUUCACAUUCACUUCAAUCAAUUCUUCAACUCCCACAUCCACCCCCCAUCAAAAUGCAGAUCUCCAAACUCUUCACCGUCCUCCUCAUCGCCAUGGGUGUGGCCGCCGCCCCUGCCGCCAACCCUGAGCCAGCUCCAGGCGCAGCUCUUGAAGCCGGCGCUCCUGUCGAGGAGCGGAACCUCCACAAGUGCGGCAAGGGCUAUACAUACAGCCACAAGAAGAAGCAGUGCAUCCCCAAGAACCAGUGCAAGAAGAAGUACUACAAGAAGAAUGUGAGAAGGAGCCUGAAGCAGCGCACCCACCAUGAUAGUGACUCCGACUAUUCGAGCUGCAGCGACAGUGAUUAUUAG
This is a messenger RNA of Cadophora gregata, 677 nucleotides long. RefSeq lists its product as uncharacterized. The transcript is spliced from 2 exons. Bases 381 to 677 code for a protein of 98 amino acids. NCBI's taxonomy places the organism in Eukaryota, Fungi, Ascomycota, Leotiomycetes, Helotiales, Ploettnerulaceae. The record is from RefSeq and is a predicted model, not a curated record.